GGCCAGUUGUAGAAGGCAAGGGCGCAGGUGAAAGGAAAAGAGAGGGAGGGACGACUGAGGCAGAAAGAAAGGAGAAAUCUAACAGAAACCAAAGAUGACUCUGUGAAACAAAAUGGAUCCAGACAAGUCCAGCCUUACUUCAAAAACACAGCAUGUAAGCAGCAGAGAGGGAAGUGAAUCACCAAUGGAUGAAAUGGGGCUGCAGAGCGUGGAUGGAGAGAGGCAGAGGGAGAUGGAAACCAAAGAGCCCGAUGCUGUUGACAGUGUGGCUGCAGACAUAAACGUUUUCCACAAGGGGGCAGCAGACAAACAGAAGUUCAGUACGAUCGGCUUUCAGAGGCGAACCAAGCAAAAGGUUGUGACUGACUUUGCAACACUGAGUAAAGGAACUUCUGCAGGAGCCAAAACCAGAACACCACUCAAACAAGUCUUUUUCAGCCAGGGAGUGUCUGACAAAGUGUCUGAGGAGCGAGUUCAGCUGGAUGUGUUGAAGCAGGCUCUGGAGGCCUCCACUCUGCCGGUGAACCGGUGGAGAUGGAAGGAGGAAAGUCAGGGAACCACGCUGGAGAAGAGCUGGACAGAUAUAGUGCACUCUACCUCAACUAUGUCUAAAAUGCAGAGACACCAACAGGAGGCGCUGUGGGAGUUUGUACAUACUGAACUCGCCUACAUCAACAAGCUGCUCAUUAUAAGAGACUUGGUUAUUGCGGCUCUUGUCAACUUGCAUCAGCAUGGAUUUCUCCUGGAGGUGACCCCCGAGUUGCUUUUCUCCAACCUCCCCGCUAUCCUCAGUGCGCACCAGCUGUUCUGGCAGGAGGUGAUUUAUCCAAUGUUACAGGAAGUGCGAAAGACAGGCAAGCCCUUUGACCCCAUGUGGUUAGAGGCUGGUUGCCUCCAGUUUCAGGAGCGCUUCUCUUGCUAUCAUCAUUACUGCUGGGAGGAGGAAAACAAUCUUGAGUUCUCACGCAGGCAGAUGGAGAGCAGCCCACAUUUCUUCACUUAUGUCCAGUGGGUGGAGAAUCAUCCUCAGGGUGAGCGGAUGCGUCUUGGAGACAUGCAGGCCAAACCCCAUCAGAGGAUCACAAAGUAUCCCCUGCUGCUCAAAGCUGUGCUCAAACACACCCAGGACCCUCACGUGCAGCACGCACUCAGGGGCAUGCUGUCCAGUGUAAAAGAUUUUUUGGAAAGUAUAAAUGAAUACAUGCGGGUGAGAGAUGAGGAGCUCGCCCUCUCCAUCUCUGCUCAGAGGGUGGAGGGGUACGAGGUGGAGGGCAUAAAUGAAGAAAUUGACAAGCACGUCCGAGAGAUCUGCCAGUUUGACCUAACGUGUCCCAUCAGAGGCGUGGGUCCUGGAGUCAUGCGCAAGCUACUGCUGGAGGAGAACUUAAGGUUUCGGGGCAGGAAGGACAGUAAACUAGAGUUUGUGGCUCUGCUUUUCUCAGAUGUGCUUCUAUUCACCAAAGUCCAGAAGAAAGCAGAGCGGCUGAAGGUGGUCCGACCUCCCCUGGCCCUCGACAGAACCUACUGCAUAGCACUGAAAGAUGGCUAUUCAUUUGUCCUUGUGGAGGUAGGUGAGCUUCAGAGUGCAAUGAAUGUCCUCAUACUCGUCACCAGCACCACAGAGAGCUGCUCCUUAUGGGUAUCCGCCAUCCACCAGGCGAAGGAAACACUUAGGAAGCUGAGAGAGACAGAGAACAGCAGGUUGGAGACUUUAAAAAUAAACCAGCAAGAUGAAGAAGCAGUGACAGAUGACAUGGAGACAGAAGACCAACCCGUUACACAUCCAGGAAUGGAGACUUCAAUGGAUGAAUUCAGUAUCAUCGCUCACUCAGUAAAUGGGUCAGAAGCGGCAGAGCAGUAUCGACCUCUGGAUGAUGUGUCCUCCGAGAAAAGUGAGUUACUUUUUCAGUACUCCCAGUCUAAAGACAGUACACAGAAAUUUGGGCACAAGAGGAGCCCGCUUCAGCCACCAGCAUUCACAGAGCCUGAAUGGAUAGAAAUGGGGGUGAGACAAGAUCAUGCUGGAAACCAGGGGGAGAAAGAACACGAUAUUGUUGAAACUCAGAUAACAGAUGAGCAGAGCGUGACUUGGAACCACAGUGUGCAAUCUGCCCCUUUGCUCAAUGAUUUCACUCACAGACAUGCUGCAAGCCCAUUUGGAUACAACACAAUAGGACUACACAAUUUUUUACCAGGUGGACUCCCAGAUGUUGACUACCCAACAAAUGAAGAUACCACUUUACAACCUAAUAAUCAACCAGUAAUAAGGAAGGGAUUUGAGUUUUUAAGACAGCAGAGUCAACGAGAAACAUUAAGAAAAGACUUCGACUCUGUUUCUGUGAACCAGGGCAAAAGGAGAAAUUCCAGUGUCAGUUUGUUUGGAGACACUGAGACAGCUCAACAGGCUUGGGUCUCCAGAAAUUUAAAGUCACCUUCAAUACAGCGGAGGAGACCAGUCAGCACAAAGCCAUCCCCUUCUCAGACAUCCAAGGAGUUCUUUCAGGGUUGGGAACAAACUUCAGCUGCUUCAAACAACUACUCUUCCUCUAAUUCGGGCUCUAACUGCAACCCAAAAAUGAAAAGGAACUCUCUUCCCACCUACCCAUCCAAUUCACAGCGGGUGCUCAGACUGGGCUCCCUGAGGUCAAACCCAGGCAUGUUUAGCAGUGAGAGUCCCUCUCCUGAUCCCCAAGCCUUUUCCGAAUCUGAGCUGCCUGGCAUGAAGUUCCAAAAUAAAAAGCCCAAAAUGAAAACGCAUAGAAGUUCCUCCACACCCACCAUGAGCACUGAAAGGGGAGCAAGAAUUAGCCUGCCCUCCCGUAGUUCGUACACACCAUCCCAAGCAGAGGGCAGUCAUCCCUCACCUCUGCAGGGCCUUUUAGAUAGAGCAAAAGAAAGAGAGAAGGAGAGAGGAGGGUUAAAAAAAGACAGAAAUUUAAAAAUGUCAAAUCCGAGGUCAGGAUACCCUCCUCCUUCUCCCUCAUUUUCUGCCACACCUUCACCACCAUGCAGCGAUGGAGACAGAGACACAGAGUGGGAGGAAGUUGAGGUAACAAGACACAGGGCCCUCACUGUAAGUCAGGGAUGGAAGGAGCAGCUGGUGGACGGCGAUGAAGAUGAGCAGGGGAACAGUGUUAUGUUUACAGAUGGUGAAAAUGUGGACUGGGCAGGCUGGUGCUUUGAUGAUGAAGAAGUCAUGGAUCAUUUGCAUCCUGGAAGAAAUAGCCUUAUGGAGGAACUCAACCAAUAUAUGGCCUCAUGGGUUCUUAGUGAACUGUCAGAGCAAGAAGAUGGGGAGUGCAGUCAGGUGUAGCGCUGAAGCUGCAUCGCACCUGUAGCCACUGAGUGGUUUCAGCACUAAACUGCCAGCCAGCAAACUGAGGUCGGUCUCAGUGAGUUGGCUCAAAAUUUAGUCUGUGAAUCUUAAUUUCAGAGUGACAAUCUGACAAGGGUAGAAAUUUUAUUUUUUUUUUAUAAAAGUGGGAAGGGAACGUUACAAAAGAGACUUCUUUGCACAAAUAUCUUAAGAUGCUGCACCUUGUUCUUUAAUGCUUGAAUUCAUCAUUCUGUAAUGAAUAUAAAAUAGUGAUAAAUAUAGCCAGUGUUUGGUAUAUAGAACUAGUGUCUGAUGUAAAUAUACUUUUUUUUUCUAAAUUACUGUGUAUUUUAUUUAUAUGAGCAAUAAUAUUUCCCUGCCAUUGACCAUCAGGAUUCAUACUGUAUAUAAAUGUAACAAAUAAAACCAGAUCUAUUUCUCUUAAAUGCACUUUAUUUGUAAAGCAGUUUGCUCUCAGUUUGUCAUAUACAAGCAAAUAAAUCAUCACACACAAACA
Archocentrus centrarchus (flier cichlid) is the source of this 3833-nucleotide messenger RNA. It is a transcript of the gene plekhg6, whose product is annotated as pleckstrin homology domain containing, family G (with RhoGef domain) member 6. The record is from RefSeq and is a predicted model, not a curated record. Gene Ontology annotation, molecular function: guanyl-nucleotide exchange factor activity. The transcript is spliced from 15 exons. The coding region runs from base 113 to 3313 and encodes 1066 amino acids. Lineage: Eukaryota; Metazoa; Chordata; Actinopteri; Cichliformes; Cichlidae. Gene Ontology annotation, biological process: endothelial cell migration; Rho protein signal transduction. Gene Ontology annotation, cellular component: endocytic vesicle; axon; plasma membrane.